Messenger RNA from Gigantopelta aegis, 1572 nucleotides. Its product is annotated as CUB and sushi domain-containing protein 1-like. Gene Ontology annotation, cellular component: external side of plasma membrane. NCBI's taxonomy places the organism in Eukaryota, Metazoa, Mollusca, Gastropoda, Neomphalida, Peltospiridae. Bases 1 to 1572 code for a protein of 523 amino acids. The record is from RefSeq and is a predicted model, not a curated record. Gene Ontology annotation, biological process: leukocyte tethering or rolling; response to cytokine; heterophilic cell-cell adhesion. Gene Ontology annotation, molecular function: sialic acid binding; oligosaccharide binding. The transcript has 10 exons.
AUGGAGGAAGAUGAAUUGAAAUUCGAUACGUUUCCUGUGUUACUUUCUACAAUCCCUCCUGCUGUUGAUUGUGAUAGUCCGAGUAGUGUACCAGGAGCAGACCUGUCGGUUUCUGAUACAACAUCACUAGCUGUAGCAAACUACACGUGUAAAACGGGAUACGUUUACGUCAGCGGAUCCAACUCCUCCACUUGUCUUGCCAAUGGACAGUGGUCUGAUCCGGCGUUGAACUGUACAGAGAUUGACUGCGGAGCGCCAAAUAUCAUACUUGGAGUAACUGCGACAACUUCGGCUACAACAUACCAAUCUGUAGUAGACUACGCAUGCGCAACCGGCUAUGUUUACGUCAGUGGAUCCAAUACUUCUUCCUGUCAGGCGAAUGGACAGUGGUCUGACCCAGCGUUAAUUUGUACAGAGAUUGACUGCGGGGCGCCCAGUACCAUACUUGGAGCAACUACAACACCUGGGACAGCUUCAGCUACAACAUAUCAAUCAGUAACAAACUACGCAUGUGCAACCGGAUAUGUUUACGUCAGUGGAUUAAACACUUCUUCCUGUCAAGCGAAUGGACAGUGGUCUGACCCGGCGUUAAUAUGUACAGAGAUUGACUGCGGGGCGCCCAGUAACAUACUUGGAGCAUCUGUAACAUCUGUGGAUACAACAUACCAAUCUGUAGCAGACUACGCAUGCUCAACCGGCUAUGUCUACGUCAGUGGAUUAAACACUUCUUCCUGUCAGGCGAAUGGACAGUGGUCUGACCCGGCGUUAAUCUGUACAGAGAUUGACUGCGGAACGCCCAUUACCAUACUUGGAGCAACUACAACAUUUACAACGACAACAUACCUAUCUGUAACACACUACGCAUGCGCAACCGUAUAUGUCUACGUCAGUGGAUCCAACACUUCUACCUGUCAAGCGAAUGGACAGUGGUCUCACCCGGCGUUACAUUGUAUUGUUAUGUGUCCGGUACCUUCUUCAAUCGCCAACGGACACGUGGCCUACGAUUCAUUGUCGGUGAACAGCGUCGCUAACUACAGCUGUGUUAUCAACUACUUCUACUUUGGAUACAGUAACAGGAGUGUGUGUCAAACGGAUGGAUCAUGGGCAGGGCGUCGCGGUUCUUGCGUGUCAAAUGCCUUUCCUAUGCACGGGAUAUUUGCUGGACCAGUGACAGCCGGCUGGAAGGUUGAAGUGUUGGCCACACCACGCAAUGAGGGAAGAACGACAGUAGAAUUGAGGUAUGACAACGGCCUUUACAGGGCCAUUCAGAUUGAUAUUCGUUUCAUCUUCGGCGCGUUUGUCAACACGGUGGUCCGCAAUAUGUACACAUCCGCAGGCUGGGGCUACGAAAACAGCACACAGCCGUACUUUCCCUUUGCUAUAGGAAGACCAUUUAAUCUUACAGUAGUGACGACGGUAUCUUCAGGAUUUGACUUGCUCAUUGUAUUCCACCUUGUGCGGGUCAUCGAGUCCUGUGAACAGAUUCGAGUCUUGCUGAACUCGACCCGUGCCCGAGUACUUGAGUUCUCGUGGAGACCCUACUUACCGGAUACCUUUUACUUUGUGGAUUAA